Molecule: messenger RNA, 1787 nt
Organism: Ailuropoda melanoleuca (giant panda)
Lineage: Eukaryota; Metazoa; Chordata; Mammalia; Carnivora; Ursidae
Gene: CLEC11A
Product: C-type lectin domain containing 11A
Exons: 4
Coding region: 236-1207 (323 amino acids)
Biological process (GO): ossification
Molecular function (GO): growth factor activity
Source: RefSeq, a predicted model, not a curated record
UGGAGGUUUCCGGCCACAGAGGCAGGGCCUCAGGGGAGCCAAGAGAGGCGGAGAGAGACACACACAGAGGAGCAGAGACCAACGGACGAACAGACGGGUAGACAGAGACAAAAGCCUGGAGGAAAGGGACCAGGAAGAAGCUGGGAGAGGCAGGAACCAGGGGCUAGUGAUUUGCACGCACUCCAGUCCCCAGAGACAUCCCUCUGCAGCCUGGGGUGCUGCAGAGCCCAGCCUGAUGCAGGCAGCCUGGCUGCUUGGGGCCCUGGUGGUCCCUCAGCUCCUGGGCUUCAGCCAUGGGGCUCGAGGAGCGGACAGGGAGUGGGAGGGGGUCUGGGGAGGUGCCCAAGAGGAAGAACGGGAGAGGGAGGCCCUGAUGCUAAAGCAUUUGCAGGAGGCCCUGGGGCUGCCCGCUGGGAGGGGGGACGAAAACCCUGAGGGAACCCCUGAAGACAAAGAGACCUGGUGGACCGAGGAAGACGGUCAGGGGGAGGAAGAGGAGGAAACAACGGUAACCCCCUCCUCUAGCCCUAGCCCCUCUCCCACCCCUGAGGACACCGUCACUUAUAUCCUGGGCCGCCUGGCCGGCCUGGACGCAGGCCUGCACCAGCUGCACGUCCGUCUGCACGCGUUGGACACCCGCGUGGUCGAGUUGACUCGGGGGCUGCGGCAGCUGCGGGAGGCGACAAGCGACACCCGCGACGCCGUGCAAGCCCUGCAGGAGGCGCAGAGCCGCGCGGAGCGCGAGCAUGGCCGCUUAGAGGGCUGUCUGAAGGGGCUGCGCCUGGGCCACAAAUGCUUCCUGCUCUCGCGCGACUUCGAGGCGCAGGCGGCGGCGCAGGCGCGGUGCGUGGCACGGGGCGGGAGCCUGGCACAGCCAGCUGACCGUCAGCAGAUGGAGGCGCUCGCUCGUUAUUUGCGCGCGGCGCUCGCUCCCUACAACUGGCCAGUGUGGCUGGGCGUGCACGACCGGCGCUCCGAGGGACUAUACCUCUUCGAGAACGGCCAGCGCGUGUCCUUCUUCGCCUGGCACCGCGCGCCCCGUCCAGAGCCUGGAGCCGGUCCUAGCCCCGCGCCGCACCCGCUCAGCCCCAACCAGCCCAACGGCGGCACGCUCGAGAACUGCGUGGCACAGGCCUCGGAUGACGGCUCCUGGUGGGACCACGACUGCGAACGCCGCCUCUACUACGUCUGCGAGUACCCCUUCUAGCGGGGCCGGUCCUCGCGUCUCCAGUUCAUCCCACCACUCGCCGUUUGGCUAGGCCGUUCACCCUGCGAGAACGCCCUUCUCUCCCUCUCUCCCUGCCCACGGAUGGAAGCGUGUUCCGCCUGGCUGGGCGAUCCCAGGGGGCCUUCUGCGGAGCCGAGAGCCCUUACUCGCCCGCGUCUUUCUUGGAAGCAGCGGGCACCAGGCUAAGUUCCGCCAAUAAAGCCUUGUGGAAUCUGACUUGAGCGGGCGGUGGAGGCACUUUUGGUCUUUAUCUCGUCGCCGGGCAAGCCUGGAAGGGCAAGACCCUGGCCUUUGGAUGCCUAUCCCGUUCCGCUUUUACAUGUAUAAUUUGAGCCCUAGAAUCAGAAUGAUGGCGAACACAUGUACACGCAUCAUCUGCUCCUGCACACAGAUGCCCGGAGUACACGCGUGCACAGGCUGCUGACGUCUCCACCCCCAUCGUGUCCCACUCACGGCCUUUGGGACACAGGGCCUGUCAAUCAUUGUCCAGGCCUUGGCCUUGGUCCUGGUCAAAGAGAUCUGGGAAAUACAAAGGAGCUAAAGGUUCUGACAAGGCCUG